Molecule: messenger RNA, 1788 nt
Organism: Aspergillus welwitschiae
Lineage: Eukaryota; Fungi; Ascomycota; Eurotiomycetes; Eurotiales; Aspergillaceae
Gene: yap1
Product: putative bZIP transcription factor AP-1/Yap1
Exons: 3
Coding region: 1-1788 (595 amino acids)
Cellular component (GO): RNA polymerase II transcription regulator complex
Molecular function (GO): transcription cis-regulatory region binding; DNA-binding transcription activator activity, RNA polymerase II-specific
Source: RefSeq, a predicted model, not a curated record
AUGACCGACUACAACUCCCUCUAUCAGCACGGUCUUUACCUGUCGCCAGAUCAGCAGGAUCUUCUCCUGGCUGCUCUAUCCUCCAACAAUCCGCCUGCAAAACAGCAGAAUAAUUCUCAUCCCCCGGCUUCCAAGUCAGACCCAGAGUCUACCCCUGGAACCACAGGUAGUUACAAUAUGAGCCCUGCAUUCGACCCCUCUAAUCCUCACUCGGGUGGCCUGGGAUAUGGUGAUGAUGAAAGUCCCUUCCUGGACUUCAACCCCGAGCUGGACUUUGACUUUCAAGGCUCCGAGAACUUGAUCGGUGAUAUUCCCGACAGCCUGCCGCAAUCGGAAGAACCCGAGCCGGGAGAGAAGCGGAAGGACAUCGAUGGCGAUGCGGAUGAGAAUGAAGCUUCUGGUAAGAAGCGAAGAGAAAGCGAUGAGAAGGCGGCAAAGAAGCCAGGAAGGAAGCCCUUGACUUCCGAGCCAACCUCAAAGCGGAAGGCACAGAACCGGGCUGCGCAGCGAGCGUUCCGUGAACGCAAGGAGAAACACUUGAAGGAUCUGGAAACGAAGGUAGAUGAGCUUCAGAAGGCUUCUGACAACGCGAAUCAGGAAAAUGGGUUGCUACGUGCUCAGAUUGACCGCCUGCAAGUCGAACUAAGAGAGUACCGCAAGCGUCUCUCCUGGCUGACCACCGGAACUGGUGUCUCUGCCAUGAAUGCCAUCCCAGGGGCCUAUCCCAACAGCAAGGGAUCGUACGGCCUUCAGAACAACGAUUUCAUGUUUGACUUCCCCAAAUUCGGGGAUCUUCCGGGCUCCCACAUUUUCAAUAAUGGCCAAUUGUCCAAGACGCAGCAGAGUGCUAAAGGGGAGCCAUCAACAGCAACCCCGCGUAACGACUCUCGUGUGCCAGGUGUUGUGAGCCGUAACUCUCUGAGCAGCUCUCAGUCCAACGGUGUACCCGCGGGCAGGACUCCCAGCUCCGUGUCCCAGCAGGGUUCCACUCCUGCGUCCACGAGGAAGUCUACGCCGAAGGUGUCCAUAUACAACGGCACGGCACACUCCACCUCUACGCACGACUCCUCUACAACUGACUCGCCAUCCUCCUCGUCCGAUUCCCACCAGAGCCAGAGUCUUUCUUCCAACGGCACAUCCCCGGAACCGACCAUUAAUUCUCCUGCUACUAAGGCCCACCACAAUCACGGUGCUCAUGAUGGUUGCACAUAUACCACCAUCGAUGGUGAGGAAUCCUUCUGCGCGCAACUUGGCAUGGCAUGUGGCAAUAUCAAUAACCCCAUUCCAGCCGUCCGGCAUAACAGCCAAAGCGCGUCAAAUACUCCUAGUCAGGAGGCUCCCCACGAGGAUGUUGCGGGUCUGGAUAUGCUCGCUCAGCAGAACGGAGGCCAGUUCGAUCCUGUUCUAUUCGGAGACUGGCGUGAGCCUCAGGAUGCCAUCCUGUCUCAGGACUUCGGAACAUUCUUUGACGAUGCUUUCCCCCUGCCCGAUCUGGGAAGCCCUUCACACAACCUCACGGAAGCGGCCACCCAACAACCACCGAAGAAGGACUUGAUCGCGGAGAUUGACAGCAAGUUGGAUGAAGAAGUUGUGCCUGGAGAAGACAAGUCUCAGAUGCUGAGUUGCACGAAGAUAUGGGAUCGUCUGCAAUCAAUGGAGAGAUUCCGCAACGGAGAGCUCGAUGUCGAUCAUCUUUGCUCCGAACUACGCAUGAAGGCGCGGUGUUCUGAGGGCGGUGUGGUCGUCAACCAGCAAGACGUUGACGACAUCAUGGGGCGGGCGAAGUAG